UCUACAAUCUUCAGCUGCCGGACAAAACUCUUAACAACGCCGAGAGAGCAACACAUGUACCAAAUCCCCAGACCUCCACCGCCAUCUGCUGACGUGGACGGUGGUCCCGCCGGCGAACAACUCCCCCUUGCACUGCCGCCUCCGGCAAUGGCUCUCGCUCUCCACAAUCGGCGAUCAAUUCCCAUAGUAUUCGACGGUAAAUGUUUUGAUUGUUACACAACCAGAAGCUAUUGGUUCAAGUAGGAGAGUCUUAUCCUGCCCGCAUGUCUUAAUCCAUCAAAGCUAUUUGAAGCUUUUGAGGAGCAUUUGAGCAGUGGCAUUGUAAAGCCUUCAUCUGGGUUGGGUUUAAAUGUUGAGGGCGAAGAUGGAUUUGUUCAUGUUUUACCGAAAAAUGAGGUCUUUGAUGCCGGAAGCUGCCGACUUAUCACCGGAAAAUGGAGGAAAGGGGAAGACAAUACUUGAGAUUGGAAGGGUAAUGGAAAUCGUAUGCCUGAGUGGUAAGGUUGCUGUGGUGGCUGAAAUGGGGCGGGUCUAGUGCUUCAGCAUCGGGUUUAUAGAUUUUUACGGGACAAUCCAUGAAUAUUUACAAAUAUUAGAUCGAACCCAUAAUUUUAAAGCAAAUGAGUUCAAGCCUAAGGUCAAACUCAUCAAUUAGUGGCAGGUACUAUUUAGCUAAUGUGGAGUAGAGCCUUGCUUAACCGAUAAAGUUGUCGCCAUGUAAUCAGGAGGUCACGAACCGUAAAAAUAGUUUCUUACAAAAAUACAGGUAAGAUUGCGUACAAUAUAGCCUUGAGGUCUGGCCUUUCCUCGGACCCAUGCAAAGCGGGAGUUUAGUGCACCGUGCUGCCCUACCAUAUAAUUAAUGUGAAUUCAGAGGUUUUGACUAACCAGCUGUGUAUUAAUUAAGCCAGUGGUUGCUACGUAACAUGGUUUCACUUUCUCAUUUUAUAUUGUACACUCCUCAAAUAAAAUAGAUUAACGUUCUUCCCCAUAUGGAACCCAUUUAUGUGAAGUCAAGUCUUUAUUUAUAUGUAUGUUUUCUUCUUUUCCUUCUCAAAUAUUUUGGUUAUAAGAGAAGACAUUUCUUGGCUAAUACAGUUUGCCCUAUUAGCCACUUAAAAGGUAACCAACAUGGUUUAUAAUAUAUCCAGAAUCAUCCACUCUGCUCUAGUCUUCAAUGCACCGUCAAAACGAGCCGAACGGCUUGUGCUCCAUUAGCACACAAACACUCUAAGAAGUAACCCCACCUUUAAACAACCAAGUAAAUCCCUUCUCCCUGCACACUACAUUCACCACGAAUAACAAAUCCAAAUCUUUCCAAGAUUUUCAUAUGCCCAUAAAGUAUAGUAGGCAAUUUCCUUGCUCAAGUCAUCCUCGAAAUCACCCUCUUCAAGUCAUAAGUGAUCCACAUGUAUACCUCAGUCCAAAACUAAUAUAACACAUGACCAUGCAUUCUGACCAUGCCACAUGACCAUGUGGCAUAGUAUUAUAUUUCCUUAAUUAAAGUUGUCAUCCUAUUCUGUGAAGUCAAGUCUUUCUUUCUCUGUAUAAAAUUUAGUUGGUAAGAUGAUUGCAGAUACCAUUUCAACCACUCUGAGUUAUGCCAUCUUUCUUUGUCUUCUCACAAUUUUUCUAUGAUUUAUUAAUCUCGAAUCCGCAUUAAAACCAGCUAAUGUGAAGGUGCUACAUGACAUAACCAACAUGGUUUAUAAUAUAUUAACAACUCUGUAGAAUAAUACUAUUUUCCCCUAGUUGAAGUUGUCAUCCCAUCCCAUCCCAUCCAUCCCAAUAAGUCAACUCUUUCAUUCUUUAAAUACAAAUACAAUUUACUUGGUAACUUGCCUCCACAUUCCAUUGCAGCCCUUCAGAGGUAAGCCAUUUUUCGUUGUCUUCUCAGAUCUUUUUUCUUGGUUUACUAUGCUAUAUCUUUUGUGCUUGCUGGUAGGAGAAGAGGUAGAGGGCGACCUACGAAGUAUUGGGGAGAGGUGAUCAGGCAGGAUAUGUGUGUUUUCUGUACCGUUUCUGGUUUGUUAGGGCUAGCCGGCUAGUACCUGUUCGUAGUUUCUUAGAAGGCUAGUGUUAGGGUGAUUUUUAGUGUUAUCUUUCGCUUAGUUUUUUCUAAUACCUUGUUGUUGUUACUGCUUGGCUAUUGCUAUUGCUGUUGCUAUUGCUUUCUUCCACCUGUUUUCCUGGUUUAUACAUUAUUGGUUGCAUUUUCUUGGCUUGUUGUUGAUAUUUAUCUAUUUCUAUUCUUCGUCUUGAACCGAUGGUCUUUCGCAAACAGUCUCUCUACCCCGAUGGUAGGAGUAAGGUCUGGGUACACAUUACAUUCCCCAUACCCCACUUGUGAGAUUCUACUGGGUGGUUGUUGUUUUAACCAAAUUACACGGAUUAGAGAUUAAAGAUUAUACGGAAGUGUAAAACCGUGUGUUUUGAUGACCUGGACAUGGAAUUGAAGCAAUGCCUAUAAAAGAUACCAAAAACAUUCAAUUUUUUGGUAGGAUCAAUGCACAGAAGCGAUUGAGAGCUAAAGAUAGCGAAGACUGGCAUUAUAUCUGUUCUUCUUCAUGUUUUUGCCUCCCUUUUGCUUUACUGAUCAUGUUAUUUAUAGCACCGUUGACCUCUUGCAACUUGCAGCUUUCAGGUCAUAAUUGGAAUACAAUAGAUAUGGCUUAUGCUAGUGUUGCUUCUCUUAUGAGUACGAUGGAAUCGGUCUUGACAUCCAAGUCACCAGUGCAAUCUCUAAUUUUUGACCACCAAGAAGAACUUCUUGCUCUUCGUGAAAAAGUUAGUUCCCUGGAAGUAUUUCUCAAGAACUUUGAGAAAAGCAACAAGUCUGAGGAAAUGACAGAUUUUGCAACACAGAUAAAAGAUGUUGCAAAUGCUGUUGAACGCACAAUUCAACUGAGACUAACUGAGUCUUUAACAGCAAAUGAUGGAAUGCAGACUGAAAAGGCACACGAGAGGCUUUGUGAUAGCCUAAAACAAGUAGCAGAGGAGAUUGAUCGUGUGCUGAAAGAGUCACCAAAGAUUCAAGAUAAAGGAAAACAGGCAUUAAAGGAAUCUUUGGUUCAAGAUUCAAGUUCAAAAAAAAAUACAGCGGAUAUGGAGAACAAUAUGGUGGGCCGUGAUGAGCAAAGGAAAAGGAUGCUGGCAGAACUGGCUCAAUAUGGUGGCUCGUCUGGUGAACUCAAAGUCAUCCCAAUCAUCGGGAUGGGGGGCAUUGGUAAAACAACUUUAGCAAAAGAAGUUUACAAUGAUGCAUCCAUUCGACGUCAUUUUGAUGUUCGUUGCUGGGCUACUGUAUCCAGCCAAUACAAUUUAAAGGAAAUCUUGUUAAGUCUUCUGCGUUGUACUAAGGGUAUCACAUUUUAUAUGGAAGAUGAGGCAGAUCUAGCAGACAUGCUACAAAAAAGUUUAAAGAGUAGAAGAUACUUAAUUGUAUUGGAUGACGUGUGGAGCAGUAAAGCAUGGGAUGACGUGAGACAAUGCUUUCCAGUUCAAAACAAUGGGAGUCGAAUAUUGUUGACUACCCGUAACAAUGAAGUAGCUUGUUCUGCUGGUACAAAGGAUCUUUCUUUGCCGAUGGGUCUCAUGAGUCCAGUUGAGAGUUGGAACCUUUUCAAAAGUGCGGCUUUUCCAAAUGAAUCAUUACCAUCUGACUUCGAGACUAUAGGGAAGCAAAUUGUAGACAAAUGUCACGGGUUACCUCUAACUAUUGUCGUGGUUGCUGGGCUUCUCAAAUUUAAAAGGACAAUAGAAGAUUGGGAAAAUGUUGCUAAAGAUGUCAAGUCAAUCACAAAUGAUCCUGAUAAACAAUGUUUACAUGUGCUUGGAUUGAGUUACAAUCACUUGACCAGUGACCUAAAAGCAUGCCUUCUCUAUUUUGGAAUCUUCCCAGAAGAUAGUGCGAUUCCAGUGAAGAAAUUGGUGAGAUUGUGGACGGCCGAGGGGUUUCUGAAGUUGGAAAAAGACUUGCAAGGAGAAGCUGAGAAGUGUUUACAAGAUCUCAUAGACAGAUGUCUAGUUCUUGUCUGCAAGAAAAGUCUGGAUGAAACAAACAUUAAAUCAUGUAAGGUUCAUGAUCUAAUAUAUGAUCUGUGCUUGAGAGAAUUAGCUCAAACCCAGGACAUUUUUGCCAUGAAUGACAUUUCAACUGAUAAGCUGUGCUUGGCUGAAGCUCAAAGCUCAAAUCUUGUUCGUCCAGAAUGUCGUCAUCUUAGCAUGCAUGAAAUACGGCCCUUUCAGCGACAGACCGGUAUUCACUUUGGUUCUUAUAGGGCCCUUCUUACCCCUAGACAUCAUCAUUUGAUAAGGGGGCAGACAGCUGAUGACAACAACAAUCUCUUGAACCGAACCCACUCUAUUUUCUCUUUAUAUCGUCAUCCUUCAACUUUUACUCUCGAAUCAGAGGUUAUUCAUUUCAGUUUGCUUAGAAUCUUGGACUUGAAUCCCAUACGGUUUGAUAGUUUCCCUCCACAGUUACUGUGCCUCAUUUGGUUGAGGUACCUAGCGAUGUCUGGGGAUUUCCACUUACCUCCAGAAAUUUGCAGGUUAUGGAAUCUGCAGACAUUCAUUGUCCAUGGGUAUCGUUCGGCAUCUACAAGUUUUCCAGAGCAAAUCUGGGAAUUAAUGCAAUUAAGGCAUCUCGAAAUCGAAAGAUUUUAUUUGCCAAACCCCCCAAGUUUAUCUGUUGACAAAGAGAGGUCCUUGGGUUUUUCAGACAUGCAAAGUAUUUCCGGCUUGUCUCCAACUAGCUGCACAAUGGAGGUGAUUUCAGGGAUUCGGAAUGUUAAAAAGUUAAGAAUCUAUGGAGUUAAAAAUGAGUAUGAAAGAUUUCAAGAAUCUAGACUUUACGAAAAUCUUGUACAUCUACAUCAACUUGAAACAUUGAGUUUGAAAUUUAUUUAUCUGGGGUGGUCAGACAUUUCGCCAGCCACUAUUCCAAGUGCAAAAGCUUUUCCAGCGACACUCAAGAAGUUAAAGUUGCAUGGAACUCGUCUAAGGUGGGAGGACUUGAAUAUCAUAGGUGAGUUGCCUAACCUUGAGGUGCUGAAGCUGAUAUAUUAUGCUUGUUAUGGCAAAGAAUGGUAUCCAGUUGCCGGGGGAUUUACUCAGUUGAAGCUUUUGCAAAUUGCCCAUAGUGAUCUGAGGUACUUGAAAGCCACAGAUGACAAUUUUCCUGUCCUUGAGCGCCUCGUGAUUACAGAUUGCUCGUACUUGGUAGAGAUACCCAUUGAGUUUGCAGAUAUUGACUCACUACAACUAAUUGAGUUAAAUGACUGUUUUCCUGGACUCAAGGCUUCUGCUGCACGAAUUCAACAAGAACAAGAAGACCUCGGAAACAAACCUGUGGAUGUUCGUAUCUAUAAUUCUCCAGAUUCGGAUUCAGACGAUGAUGAUGGAAAUGAUUAUGUUUCUCUGAUGCUGGCGGCAUGUGAAGAAUAAGCAUCAAAGAGCUCUACAUGGACUCGAGAUAAGAAGACAGAAAUCACCAUACGAGUAAGAAUGAAUAAGUGUCACCUAUCCCCUUGAGGGUAGCCCGAUGCACUAAGCUCCCGCUAUGCACGUAGUCCGAGGAAGGAGCGGACUACAAAAGUUCAUUGUACGCUGCUUUACUCUGCAAUUCUCUAAGAGGCUGUUUUCACGACUCGAAUCCGUGACCUCCUUGGUCACAUAUCAGCAACUUUACCAGUUACCCCUAGACUACCCUCCACCUAUCCGCUAGAGGGAACGCAAGAUAUAGAGAAAGAUGUCCUGACAUCCUACGUCAAAAGCAAGGAAAAAGAAACACACAAUUCUACAACGAUCAGUGUUGACUGAUAGAAUUUUUCAGAUUUAUCGUGGAUAGUGCUACCUUAGUUAUGUUCAUAAUUUUUGGUGUAAAAAGAACAGAUAUCCCUUCUUACUUUGAAUUAGGGAGAUAAGAUUAAUGUCUCCUUGGUUUCUUCUUCAUCUUGUAUCUUUAUUUUUAUUUGUUUUCAGUGAAUUAGAAAAUGCAUAAGAUGUUGACAGUAACAUGUAAUGAGAAAAGGGAUACUAUAUAUUAACAAUUUGAGACUGUUAAAGAUUGCUGAUGCUA
This is a messenger RNA of Nicotiana attenuata, 6082 nucleotides long. Its product is annotated as putative late blight resistance protein homolog R1A-10. Gene Ontology annotation, molecular function: ADP binding. Bases 2461 to 5448 code for a protein of 995 amino acids. Gene Ontology annotation, biological process: defense response to other organism. The record is from RefSeq and is a predicted model, not a curated record. The transcript has 2 exons. NCBI's taxonomy places the organism in Eukaryota, Viridiplantae, Streptophyta, Magnoliopsida, Solanales, Solanaceae.